AUGUUGGACAGAAAAACAGGCAGAACAAUCGUGAUUAAGACGCACAUCCGACGUCGGACAAGGGGUACUGACUCGUUCGCCUCUGCCAUCGUGUUAAUUCGCAACCCAUUCCGAGCUAUAAUUAGUCAUUAUAAUUUCAAAGAAUCAUCAGGUCAUCAGGGUAUUGCAGAUUGGAACAUCACCAUGGAAACCAGCGAACAUUUGAACUGCGAUAUACAUCUGGCGCCGAAUGGAAGUCUUCCAAUUGUGGCUCUCGCCAGUUGUCCAGGAUCUGGUAACACGUGGGUGCGAUAUCUCCUGGAACAAGCAACGGGAAUUUAUACUGGGUCUGUUUAUCAUGACAAACGACUGCAGCGGGGUGGUUUACUCGGGGAAAUGGACGAAAUGAACUCGGGUAGGACAAUCGCUAUCAAAACUCACACUCGAACAAUGACAAGUGGUACCGAGUUAUUCACGUCUGCCAUCGUGUUAUUUCGGAAUCCGUUCCGAGCCGUAAUCAGUCAUUAUAAUUUCAAAGAGACACGCGACCAUCGUGGGGUAGCUAAGUGGGAGGCCAACAUGAACACAAGUCGUCACUGGCACAAUUCAUCAAAGAAGACCAUGGACUGGUGGAGAGAUGUUGCAAAAUUCUGGCUCACGUUAUAUGAAAAGCCGAUACUAGUGGUUCAUUACGAAGAUCUUGUAAACGAUACCGUAGGAGAGUUAACCCGGAUGUUGGACUUUUUGCACGUACCACAGAAGGAGCGACGAAUAGACUGCGUAAGAAAUAAACUAGAGGGAGGAUUUCAUCGCCAUUCCAACGUGAAUCAAGAGCUUCAGUUUGCCGCCUUCACGCCUGAAAUGCGAAGCGAAAUCAAGAAUUUUACUGACUGGACAUCAAGCAUAUUAACGCAGAGAGGUUACAAACCAAUAUACCGCUUGAAAGAAUUAGAAGUAUGA
This is a messenger RNA of Saccoglossus kowalevskii, 939 nucleotides long. Its product is annotated as sialate:O-sulfotransferase 1-like. Gene Ontology annotation, molecular function: sulfotransferase activity. NCBI's taxonomy places the organism in Eukaryota, Metazoa, Hemichordata, Enteropneusta, Harrimaniidae. The record is from RefSeq and is a predicted model, not a curated record.